Messenger RNA from Ziziphus jujuba (common jujube), 2616 nucleotides. Its product is annotated as putative wall-associated receptor kinase-like 16. The transcript is spliced from 3 exons. The coding region runs from base 50 to 2377 and encodes 775 amino acids. The record is from RefSeq and is a predicted model, not a curated record. Lineage: Eukaryota; Viridiplantae; Streptophyta; Magnoliopsida; Rosales; Rhamnaceae. Gene Ontology annotation, molecular function: ATP binding; calcium ion binding; protein serine/threonine kinase activity. Gene Ontology annotation, cellular component: plasma membrane. Gene Ontology annotation, biological process: cell surface receptor signaling pathway; protein phosphorylation.
UUUAAGAAAUCAAGGAAAAAAAAAAAAGAAAAAAAGAAAAAAAGAAGUAAUGGUUAUGGGCUUGCAGGGCAUACUAAAAAAAGUAUCCUCCAUGGCAAUUGGAAUUCUACUUGUUUUAGCCACCACAACCAAAGCAGCAGCUCAAUCCGCCCUUGACUGCCGUGAAAGCUGUGGUGAUCUCAAAGUUCCAUAUCCUUUUGGAAUGGAUAGAGAGGGUUGUUACUUGGGAAAGAAAUUUGUAAUCACAUGCAACCAAUCUUUCCAUCCUCCCAAAGCAUUUCUAAUGAGAGGCAAUGUCGAAGUUACUAACAUAUCCCUUGAUGAUGGUGAGUUGAGCAUCACCAACUUCAUCGGCCGAGACUGUUACGAUGAGACAACGGCUCUGCGAACUUAUCGGAACAGGCCUAGGCUCAAUCUGCCCUUAUACACCGUCUCUUCUACGAAAAACAAAUUUUUUGCCGUUGGCUGCGAUACCAAUGCUUUUGUUGAAGGAUACCGAGGGACAGAAAGAUAUGCUACUGGCUGCAUAUCCUCGUGUGAUAGCGUCGAGACCUUCAACGAGUCUUGCUCGGGCGUGGGGUGUUGUCAAACUUCCAUCCCAUAUGGAAUAAAAAAUGUUACAGUGGUAGUGAAUAGCUAUUAUAACCAUUCGGGUAUAUUGGAUUUUGACCCGUGUAGCUUUGCCUUCGUGGUCGACGAAAGCAAGUUCAAGUUUUCCCACACGAGUUUUAAGGACUUGCAAAACAUUGAAGAGCUUCCUAUGGUUAUUAAUUGGGCAAUAGGGGAUGAGAGCGGUGGUGAUUAUGAGCACUGUUAUGAAGCAGAAAAGAGUUCGAACUUCGCUUGCAAAAAUAAUAGCAAGUGUAUCGACGUCCACGAUGGGUCUGGUGGUUACCGCUGCCAGUGCUUGACCGGUUACCAAGGGAAUCCGUACCACCGAGAUGGUUGCCAAGGUAUCAAACUAAUCACAUAUAUACUUACAUAUACAAAUAUAUUCAUAAAUGUUGAUGAAUGCGAGAAUAUUUCAAACCCGUGCAAUCCGGGAAAGUGCCAUAAUUUACCUGGGAACUGGACGUGUACAUGUCCAAAGGGGUACAGAAUUAUUAAUGGAACGGCUUGCAGCCAAAGCAAUGCAAUAGAUCAAUCUGCGAGACUUCUCGUUCUCUAUAUUGCACUGGGUGUAAGUCUCGCGUUGUUGGUUGCAGUUUCAAUGAUGUGUUGGGGAGUAAACAAAAUUAAGCUAAGAAAAUUAAAGAAGAAGUUCUUCGAGCAAAAUGGUGGAUUAAUGUUGAGACAACGACUCUCAAAUCUUGAAACAGCGAAAAUUUUCACUGCAGAAGAACUUAAAAGAGCCACAAACAACUAUGAUGAAAAUAGAGUUAUUGGAGAAGGAGGCUAUGGAAAAGUCUAUAAGGGAAUAUUACCAGAUGGCCAAGAAGUUGCUAUAAAGAAGUCCAAAAUUGGUGACGAAACACAGACUGCACAGUUCAUCAAUGAAAUGGUCAUUCUUUUGCAAAUCAAUCAUAGGAACGUAGUUAAAUUGCUGGGUUGUUGCUUAGAGACAGAAGUUCCUUCGCUUGUUUACAAGUUCAUCACUAACGGAACUCUUUUCCAGCAUAUUCACGAGAAAGGAAAAGCACCUCUACUUCCAUGGAAGGUGAGAGUGAAGAUAGCAUCUGAAACUGCAGGGGCACUUGCAUAUUUACAUUCUGCAACUUCUACACCGAUUAUACAUAGAGAUGUGAAAACCUCAAACAUACUAUUAGAUGAAAAUUACAUGGCAAAAGUAUCGGACUUUGGAGCUUCAAAACUGAUUCCUAUAGACCAAAACCAGCUAACAACUUUGGUGCAAGGAACACUUGCGUACUUGGACCCAGAAUACUUCCACUCAAGCCAAUUAACAGAAAAGAGUGAUGUAUAUAUUUUUGGCGUUGUUUUGGCUGAGCUACUAACGAGCAAGGAAGUAGUUUCUUUCAACAGGCCUGAAGGUGAAAGAAACCUGGCAAUGUUCUUUGUAACUGCAAUUGAAGAGGACUGCUUACUUCAUGUUCUUGAUGGUGACAUUGUGGAUGAAGCAAAUGUCGAUGAAGUAAAGAAAGUCGCUAAUCUUGCAAAAAUGUGUUUGAGUGUGAAAGGGGAAGAAAGGCCUACAAUGAAAGAAGUAGCAAAUGAGCUAGAGGGACUGAUUAACUUGGACGAACAUCCAUGGCAAAAAGUUGAUUUAAUUGGAGAAGAGAAUGAGUACUUGCUUGGUUCAUCCUCAAACGCUUAUGAAAAUUCUAGCGGUGAAAGUGGAUUUAGGAGUAAUGGUACUGCAACCAUUGGGUAUGAUAGCAUGAAAAGCCAAAUGUUAAGCCCAUAUAAUGAUGCACGAUAGCGUAACCAAUGAGCUCGUUAUGAUUGCUGAGUUGCUUGGCUUUAUUAAAUGACGACUUAUUGGCAGAUUUAUGCUACUUAUAGUAGUAAAAAAAAGGAAGCAGAAUGUCUUCCUCUGUUUUCUUAUGCUGAAAUCUUUCUCUGUUUAGCUUUGCCCUUUUCAUGCUUUAUUCUCAAAUCUAGCUGCAUGUUUUCACCGUUUGGAAUAAUUUCCUCUUGUGGUUGGUAAUUUUUCGGAGA